Trematosphaeria pertusa is the source of this 1188-nucleotide messenger RNA. Its product is annotated as NAD(P)-binding protein. Bases 126 to 1100 code for a protein of 324 amino acids. The record is from RefSeq and is a predicted model, not a curated record. The transcript has 3 exons. NCBI's taxonomy places the organism in Eukaryota, Fungi, Ascomycota, Dothideomycetes, Pleosporales, Trematosphaeriaceae.
CUUGCUCAGCUCGUAUUGUCGGGUGCAACUCGCAUCCUUAUCUACAAAAUAACGCAGACCCUUUCGUCCUCCUAUCACCAGACCGAUCUCAUUCAGCGUGGACCUCUCUAGUUUUACCGGAGACAAUGAAGAUCAAAAACAUUGCUAUACUUGGUCCUCGAGGCAACGUUGGUAGCGCGCUCAUCGCCGAGCUGCUCAAGGACGGUGAUCGCUUCAAAAUAACAGCUAUCUCGCGCCCAACUUCCAGCUACACCACUUCUGCGAACUCCAACAUCGUCGCGAAAUCCGCCGACUUCAGCUCCCUCGACUCCCUCAGAGAUGCAUUCACCGGCCAAGACGCGAUUGUUAAUUGCGUUUCGGGCGGAGCUACGCAUUACGAGCCCUCGAAACUCAUCAUCGAUGCGGCCGUCGCAGCUGGAGUGGGGCUUUACUUUGCGAAUGAGUUCGUGGGAAGCUUGACGAGCGAGCGGUUCAAGCGGCUGCCGGAGAGUUAUGUAGGGGCGAAAGUGAGGAUCAGGCAGUAUCUGGAAGGGCUUGGGAAGGAGGGGAAGAUCAAGUGGACGGCGCUGAACGGAGGGCCGUUCUUCGAUAUGUGGCUCAUGAAAGGACCCGCAGGAUUCGACAUCCCUAAUCGCCAGGCGCGACUCUACGGCGCAGGCGACAAUGCGCUCUAUUGGACACCCCUCCCGACCAUCGCCCUGGCAGCGGCAAACAUGCUUCGCAAUCCCACUCCCAUCCUCAACCGUCCAAUACACAUUUGUCCGCUCCCAACACUCACCCAAAACGCCAUCCUAACCACCCUGGAAUCCGAGCUCAACACCAAGUUCACAAUCACGCACGUCGACGUCGCGAAAAUGAACAAAAAUGCGAGGAUUGCGCUGGAGAAAGGAGAGAUCAUGAAAGCAAUGAAGGGACUGACGAUUAGUGGCCAGUUCUAUGAGGGCGACUACGACAACGAUUUCAGUGCGCUUGUGGAGAAUGGGGUCGUAGGAGUCGAGGAGAUGAGUAUUGAGGAGGCGGUUAGAGACGCGAUCGAGCGGUGGGGAGAAAGUACGCCUGUUGUGGAAGGUAUGUACAAUGUUGAGCCCUGCGAGGUGUAAUAACGAAAAGUGCGGACAUGGAGCCCCCAGCAUGGUGGACUGGGAGGAUGACGUUUGAUGAGGGGGCUUUCCGGUGAAGAAGGCGAUG